GGAGAUGUUAAAUUAGAGUAGUAUAGCAGUGGUAAUAGUGUAUGUGUGUGAUAUGAACACUCUCACAGGCUUUAGUUUUCCAUCAGACAUGUAUUUAAACUAAUAUAUAUAUUCUAAAUAUGUGUGUACCUAUGUGUUGAAAAAUCAUAUUCUAUGCUCAUACAUAUCAAGGAAGUUUGUGGUCCUGAUGUAUGUUUAUGCCAGGGCAUUUUGGGCUAACCCCUUGUGUUCCUAGGUUACUGUUUAUGUAUUGUAAGUCAAAAGUGGGCCUACUUUAAAACAACUGGGUGACCAAAAGAGAUCAGAAUUGGGAUUUUGUCACAAUAUUGUGGCUCUGUUUAGUAUCUGGGAAAGUUGUAGUAAGUUGUAAAAUGGUCCAUUAAGUGUAUUAGAGACUUCAUAGCUAUGCUAAUUUCCAAUUGUGCUGGGUUUGUAAUUUACAUAUUAAAAAUUAUCACUUGGUGGGUUCAGGAACAAAGCUGAUAUCCACUUCAAACAUUAUGCUAAACAUUCCUAUUUUUAGGUCCAGUUAUUCCAAUGGAAAGAUGCUGAUUUUACUGUGUCUUGGUAUAGGUGAAUAAUUUUCAGUGAAAAUUUUUUUUUAAAUCAGUUUGAUUAUAGUGGUUGAAUGUCUUCACAGACUUUCAGUUCAUUUUUAAUUUUAAGACCUAGGACAAAAAGAUUGUUGUCUAACAACAAUACAACCCCUUCUUCCCAUUUGAAACCCUUUAGAUAUUUGGAAGAGAAGUGUGAGAGCUUUUAAGAAUGUUUUACAGAGAAACUUUAUAAAACUGUAUGACCAAUCACUUUCAUUACUGUGAAGUUAAAUCAUGCACAUAACCUUCCCCCCAAUAGUUUAAAAAUAUGACGCGUAGCACAUGAUAUUUCUCUAGAUGUUUAAGGUAGUGCGUUAGGACAGAUGCCAAGAUAACUAGUUAAUACUACUUUUAAAUCAGGCUCUUAAUUAAAAUGCUUAUUUUUGUGCAAGAAAAGUAUACAUUAAACCGAAUUUGAAAAGAUUAGAUUGGAAUUGCCUCAAAUUCAAUUAAGCCACACUGCAUGGACAUGCUGGGAAUAUAAACACAAUUAUUGUAAAAUUGUACAAGCUGAUUUGUUGCAUUAUCUUGCUGAUCUAACAUACGGUACUUUUUGUGUCCAUAUUGCAGACGGCAACUCCAAACUAACAUGGCAGUCAGACUGUGUGAUGUGGCUUCUCUGCUUAGAAGUGGUUCGUGGGCAGCAGAGCCUUGGACUGGGGAAGUAUAUAGAACAGAUGAAAGAAUUCCCUUCUUGGAGAAGAGAAAAGAAAGGUUUGGAGCAGGUAAUUGCUGCCAUGGAAACACAACUGUCUAAUGGGCCAACUUGCAAUAACACAGCGAAUGGUCCAACCACCAUAACCAACAACUGCUCAUCACCAGUUGACUCUGGGAACACAGAGGACAGUAAGACCAAUUUAAUAGUCAACUAUCUUCCUCAGAAUAUGACACAGGAGGAGCUGAAAAGCCUAUUUGGGAGCAUUGGUGAAAUAGAGUCCUGUAAGCUUGUCAGAGACAAAAUAACAGGUCAGAGCUUGGGGUAUGGCUUUGUGAACUACAUUGACCCUAAGGAUGCAGAAAAAGCCAUCAACACGCUGAAUGGAUUGAGACUUCAAACCAAAACAAUAAAAGUUUCCUAUGCUCGCCCAAGUUCAGCUUCGAUCAGGGAUGCAAAUUUAUAUGUCAGUGGACUUCCGAAAACAAUGACCCAGAAGGAAUUGGAGCAGCUCUUUUCCCAAUAUGGACGAAUUAUUACUUCCCGUAUUCUAGUUGAUCAAGUUACUGGAGUAUCAAGAGGUGUAGGGUUUAUUCGAUUUGACAAGCGGAUCGAGGCAGAAGAAGCUAUCAAAGGUCUAAAUGGCCAGAAACCUCCAAGUGCCACAGAGCCAAUCACUGUCAAGUUUGCUAACAAUCCAAGCCAAAAAACCAAUCAGGCCAUCCUCUCUCAGCUGUACCAGUCUCCUAACAGAAGGUAUCCAGGACCACUAGCUCAGCAGGCUCAACGUUUUAGGUUGGACAAUCUGCUCAAUAUGGCUUAUGGCGUAAAGAGUAGGUUUUCUCCAAUGACCAUUGAUGGAAUGACCAGUUUGGCUGGAAUUAAUAUCCCAGGGCAUGCAGGCACAGGGUGGUGUAUUUUUGUGUACAACUUGGCACCAGACGCAGAUGAGAGUAUCCUGUGGCAAAUGUUUGGGCCCUUUGGAGCUGUCACCAACGUGAAGGUCAUCCGUGAUUUUAACACUAAUAAAUGCAAAGGUUUUGGAUUUGUGACUAUGACAAACUAUGAUGAGGCUGCCAUGGCAAUAGCUAGCCUAAAUGGAUACCGCCUGGGAGACAGAGUAUUGCAGGUGUCCUUUAAAACAAACAAAACGCACAAAGCCUAAUGAGUUUAUUGUCCUCAGUCCAUUUAUAUAUGAAAACUACAACAAAGGCAAGUUAAGAGAAACUUUAUACAUUAGUAAAUGUCUUUGUAAGUCAAGUGUUGAGGUGGGGAUAAAAUAACUACUUAGCAUCCUAAGAAAUAUGUGAGUUUUUUUAUUGCUAGUAUUUGAAUUAAAACUUCUUAAUAUCUUUAUGUUUGAAUAUGGACAAGAGAUACAGGGUUUUUACCUGUCACAUUGCAUUCUAUUGCCUUCUUUGAAGAAGGUGGACCUUUUAAAGUGUUUCAGCUAAGGGAAGAAGUUUAUUUAUUUAUUUUUUUUUUUACAUAACUGCCUUGAACAUGUGAGUAAAUAUUGAGGCUUUGUGUUAUAACCCUUAAGUUGGUUGUGUUUCUUUCACUUCUUUUCCCAGUUUGCUUUGUGUUUAUUUUACAUUUAUGCA
Messenger RNA from Sarcophilus harrisii (Tasmanian devil), 2855 nucleotides. RefSeq names its product ELAV like RNA binding protein 2 (gene ELAVL2). The transcript has 8 exons. The record is from RefSeq and is a predicted model, not a curated record. Gene Ontology annotation, cellular component: ribonucleoprotein complex. The coding region runs from base 1205 to 2416 and encodes 403 amino acids. NCBI's taxonomy places the organism in Eukaryota, Metazoa, Chordata, Mammalia, Dasyuromorphia, Dasyuridae. Gene Ontology annotation, molecular function: RNA binding.